AUGGAAAGGCUGUAUGAGCGCGUGUUAACGCACGUGCCAGCGCAGCAGCUACAUCAGAGCUACAACGCUGUACUCCAAGAGGAACUUGCAUCGGCAAAUGCAGCAGUGGGUGAUGUUGUAACAGCUUUCACCAAGCUGGAGGAGGUCCGCGGUGUUAUUGCGAAGUUUGAGGAGGGUCAUGACUCAACUGGUGGACGCAGCGCUACAUUAAUAGCUGCAAUAGCCAAUACACUGAUGGUUCAGCGAGACCUCCAGCAAAGAAUUGACAAACUCGUAUCUAGCGUCCCUAUAAACGUGUUGGAACGGAAAAGAAAACGAGACGAGGAUGAUGAACAAGGGCGCCAGAUGACAGGACACGCGCAUGAUAGAGAGUUGAUCAAAGAACGAGCUCGUAGCAUUAACAUAGUGCAGCCUACCGUGUUAAAGCGAGUUGCAACAACAGAGAUAAAGCCUGUCAUGGACUCCACUGUUGAGACUAGCUCAACGUCCGAAUGGGAAAGUGACAGUGACAGUGAUGAUGACGUUGAAGGCAGCGAAGCCGCUUGGAAAGCUUUAAUGGAAAACGCCGUAGAGGAUAAAGUACCUUCGCCCGGGAAACGGAGUGCAGUGGUUGACAAGAAGAAACAAGCGAAACUACUUCGUCAAAUGCAGCGAAUUUAA
Molecule: messenger RNA, 660 nt
Organism: Phytophthora nicotianae INRA-310
Lineage: Eukaryota; Oomycota; Peronosporomycetes; Peronosporales; Peronosporaceae
Exons: 1
Coding region: 1-660 (219 amino acids)
Source: RefSeq, a predicted model, not a curated record